Messenger RNA from Chironomus riparius, 5521 nucleotides. NCBI's taxonomy places the organism in Eukaryota, Metazoa, Arthropoda, Insecta, Diptera, Chironomidae. The record is from the annotation of a GenBank genome assembly.
CUUCAUUAUUGAAUCAGGUAAGACAUGUAUGUGCUUAUUGUACAUUUACACAGUAAAUAUCGUUCAAUUUGCUUGAUUUAAUUGAUAUAAUUUAAUUUUUACAGUUUUAGUUGCUUUUUGAGCCAUUUUCGUAAAAGCCAAAAAUUCGUUAAAACAUUAAUUUACCAGUAUGAAUUAUUAACGAUGAAAUCUAUUUUUCAAAUAUUGGUCUUUUAAAUUUUGAAUCUUCUGAAAAAAAUAAAUUUGAGUCCGGUUAUUUGUUUUUAAAGCUUUUAGAUGAUAUAUACUCAACAAGAUUUUAGUUUUUAGUGACAUUAAUGCAAAUGGAUCUUAAUUUAUAGUUCAGAGUAUGACUUAAAAGCAAUUGGUUCUUAGAUUACUGAUCUACGCGAGUUUUAAUUUUAUUCAGUCUUUUGGUUAUUUAAAUCACAUUUCAAUAUGAAAAUUUCUUUAUAGACUUAGUGCCGUGAAUAAGUUAAGUGAUCGUGGAAAAAUAAUUCGAAAAGAUACGAAAAUUGAAAUGACCUGAUUUAAAAUUUUAAAUCAGAAACAAUUAAAAAAUUCCUUUCAAAAUUCUCUACUUAAUGCAUCACAUAAUGCCUAUUUGAUAAAUAAUUUAAUUAGUUUUAUAAUGCAACCACAACGACGAAAGAAAAAGAAACGUCCUGUAUUGUCAUAUAUGCGUAAUAUUCGAAGUGUAGAAAUUCAGGCUGAUGAUGAAGGCAAAUUUGGUUUCACUUUAUCAGGUCAACAACCAUGUAUAUUAUCGUCUAUUGUGAAAAAUUCUCCUGCUGAUUUGGCGGGCGUUAAGAGUGGUGAUUUUUUAAUAUCAGUCAAUGGCAAGAGUGUGUGGCAUAAAAACCACGAAGAAAUUGUCGAGAUUAUCGGAACAUCAGAGUAUCAAAUAAGAAUAACUAUAGCUGAUAAUUACUUCUCUGACAGCUCUGAUGAAGAAGAUGCAUCUCAGUUUCGAUUCCGUCCAAAAUAUCCAUACAGUAAAACGAGAACGAAUCGAGUACAGACACAAAUGAGUAGCUAUGAAAAUCCACAUUCACGAAUUCCACCUAGAUUUCAUACUCAUCCUCCCUUACCGCAUAUCCAACAAAAUAAUAUGCGUAGUAAUGGAUUUGACAUUGCAAAUGUCAGUGCUGUUCUCAAAAAUCAACAAAUCUCAUGCAAUUCAUCCGCCCCGACAUCGACAGCAAUGAUGAUUAAUAAUUGCACGGAGAUAGUCUCAUUUGUCGUUGGAUAUCUUGGAACGAUAGAAAUGCCAAAACAAAUUGCUACAUCAUCAAAACUACAAACUGUCAGAAGUUGCAUCCGUAAAAUGAGACAAGAGAAACGAUCACCGACCCUAGUUUUAAUGAAUAUCCUACCAAAUUCCCUGAACUUACUUAACAGUAAUAAUGUAAUACUUGCCGCAUAUCCAUCCAAUCGACUCAACUAUAUCAGUUCUAGUUCAGAUAAUAAUAGUAAAUUUUUCGGUCUCGUCACCUCCGCAAAAUUUCAUGAAGAUGAUUCACACUUUGACUCUUACGACUCACUUCAGUUACGCCAAGCUGAAGUUGCCAUAUCUAAUAGCUGCCAUGUAUUUGGAAUUGAAACGAAAUUAAUUGAUCACAAUGCUCAUAUUGUCACCGCUGAAAAGUUUAAAAUUAAGUGCACUAAAGAUCUUAUAUCAAACUCCUGUCUCGAAUUUCCCACAACGUCUGACUACAUUUGUAGCAUUAUUAAAAGCAUGUAUAAUAUAAAAUCAGCAGAACAAACAGGGGAUCAUCGUUCGAUGGCCAUGAAAUUUAAUCAAAUUCAAAGGAGAAGUAAUAACUUUCAUGAUCCCCACGAACUCCUUUUACCCAACUCUCCGCAUCCAAGUAAUCACAGUGAAAUAACAACAUCCAGUAAUUCAGACAGCGGAAUUGGAUUUCAUAAUGAUCUGACAAAUAUUUCCGAUAGAAUUUUAGUUGUAGACUUUCCUAAUGCAAUUGAUAUCCAUAAUAAGCACUUAAAUCUCCACAGACAGAGAAAAUUAAGACCUUUAGGAAUCGUCAAUGAUCAUCAACUAGAAGAAAAUUCGAUAAGGAAUAUUAGAAGUUUUCAGCCACAACAAUCACAGCCAGUUUUACGUGUUGACAACAUGAACAUAUAUCAUGCUAAAUCAAAAUCAGCAGAUUACAAUUAUGAGAAUAUUGAAAAAUUGGCAGUGCGAGCAAUGCCCCUAAGAAACAUACAAAAUGAAAUUCAAAACGAUUAUGAAGAUAUUCAUCCAAAAGCAGUCACUGAUGUCUGGUAUGACGGUGAAAUGUUGGAUGAAGAUGGAAAUGAAAUUCAUGAACGUGCUAUUGAUGUGUCUACGUCAAAAAGUUCAACCGAUUUGCAGAAUAUUAUGAUUAGAUCUUGUGAUGAUAUUUUAAUGAUAAUGGAUAAGGAAGAUGCAAGAUAUCGAAAAGAAGACACAAGUGAUAAAAAACUUGUUGAAGAAGAAAGUCAAAUUGCAAAGGCUAAAAAUGAUGAUCAUGUAUUUUUGGUGCCGCCACUUCGAAACCAAAAGAAAUGUAAUAACAAUAAGAGAUCUUUAACAUUACUCGGUAAAUCCAAGUCAUCACAUGACGAUUCAAAGUCAAAGCACGAGAGCAAUCUCAAACACUACAAAUUAAGUCCAAAAGUAUUUGGUUUGGCUCGUCCGGUCUCAAUAAGCUUUGAAAAUGUAUCUUAUUCCUCGUCCAAGAGAAAGAGCUUAUUCGGACAUAAGAAGAAUGAAAGUAAAACUGAAGAAGAGGAAUUCUCCAUUUGGGGAAGUCUUCAAGAGCUGAGAAAUUGUGAGAAUGAUAAAAAACAGCAGCAGUUUACCAAUUUUUUAGAAGGAACAUACAGUGAACCGAAUUUAAGUUACGAUGAAUCUAAGCAAUCUCAAAAUGACUUGCCAUCUUCGUCUUUUAAACGUUGGGGACAAUCAUCCUUGCGAGCACGUCAGCAUGAAGAGAGACCACGACCAUCAUCACUAACGGCAUCUGAAAGUGACGUUUAUACGAAAAUUGUCGAUACUGACAGUAAUAAAGAUCGUUUUUCUUAUGUUGGACCAACAGUAUGGGGAACAAGCUUUGAAUUGCUCUUAAAUGACCAGAGUGGUCUUAAAAUUUUUGCCGAAUUUCUGAAGAAGGAGUUUUCGGGCGAAAACAUUUACUUUUGGACAGCAUGCGAAAGAUAUCGACAAAUUGCUGAUGAGGUUGAAAGACGAAAAGAAGCCAUUGCAAUUUAUGAAAAACAUUUGGCAAAUGGUGCUUUAGAGCCCGUAAAUGUAGACUGUAAUGCAAGAAACUCGACACGUGACGGCCUAUCGAAAGCCAAUAUUGAUCUUUUCGCAUCAGCACAAAAACAAAUUUUCAAUCUGAUGAAAUUUGAUAGCUAUCAGCGCUUUAUACGAAGCGAUUUGUAUAAAAAUUGCAUUCAGGCAGAACGAAAAAAUACACAAUUGCCAUAUGCAACGGAGAGUUUAGAUCCGUUACUUAAGAUUACUGUUCUGUCGAGUAGUCAGCAAAAUACAAAUAAUAAUAUCGCAUCAAAAUUGAAGAAAUCACUAAGUAAUGCGGAAGAUCGGAGACGUAAAUCUUUAUUGCCGUGGCAUCGAAGAACUCGUUGCAAGUCAAAGGACCGUGAAGAAGAUAAUAAGAAAAAUUCAACAUCAUCAUCGAAUACAUUAAAACAUAACUCAAAUCACUCAGGAGGAGAUAUUCACAGUUCAAGGAGUUCCUUAUCAUCUUUUGACGCCGCAAUAGCGAAAAUAUCAACAUUCGAUGAUGAAACAAGAAAUUCACUUUGCAGAGUGAUUUUAAAAGAGAAUGGUGCAACUACAAUAGUUCAAAUCAAGCAUGACGAAACGGUACGAGAACUCGUAGAAAGAGUAUUAGAUAAGAGAGGCUUCUCAUAUCAAGCAUAUGAAGUUUUCCUAAGUGGCACGACUAAGCCUCUAAACUUGGACGUUGUAUCAAAGGAACUAGCGGGAAAUGAAGUGUUUAUUGAGCAACGAGUAGUAUUUAAAUUAGACUUGCCAAAUCGAAAAGUCAUAUCGGUAAAAAGUAAACCGUGUAAAUUGCUCUACGAAGUCUUACGUCCUAUUCUUCACAAAUAUAGCUAUCGAUUGGAUAUGGUUCAUUUAUUUUCAAAGGAAAAUAAUGAUUUUAUCGAUAUUAAGCAUCACGUUACAACAGUUGAUGGACUAAGAUUGCAGAUUCUUUUUAAAAAUGAGAAUUCAUCCAAUAAUAAAAUAACUGAUGUUGGUCAAAAACCGAUUCUUCUUAAUUUCGACCUGAGAAAUGCACCUGUUACUUUCGUACGGGCACACAAAUUAGUAUCAAGUAUAAGUAAUCCGCAGCUUAACACGUUAGACGAAAUUACAAAUAAAGUUUUCAAUGAAGUAUUACAAUGCAAGAGUACGGACAAUGAAAUGGGAAAUGAAACUAAUCGAAUUGGCGAUCAAGGUUCAAUUAAAUCAGAAGACUUUGGAUCGGAAACUGAAACAUCUUCAGGAAUUUUCAAUCGUAUUCGAAGGCAGAACAAAAAAUCACAAAAAGCUAUGAGCAAGAGUUCUGCAGGAUCUGAAGAAAUUGAGAGUGAUAUAAAUGGAAUUAAAAAGCCAUUGAUUGCAAAGUGGAAAGCUGGCAAUCAGAAGCUUCAAGUCAAUAAUAAUCGUAGUACAAAUGACGAAUCGCUGUUAGAAAAUCUGAAACGUGCACAAUGUCUACGAAUUGAAGAUCAACGAGGAACUGAUAUAAAUUUUGAACUACCCGAAUUUCUAAAGGACAGAAAUAAGUUUGGUCAAAAGCUUCGAAAAACAACUCAAGAUGAUUCCUCAUCAAAUCCAUUAAGCUUAUAUAGCAAUGUAGAAUCAUUAUCGCCAAAUAGAAAUGAUUACACUAAACUGAAUAUUUCUCCAUCUCAACAGCAAAAGCCUCCACAACCUCUGCCUCGUACGUCUUUGGGUAAAAGUCCAAUAAAAUCAUCGCUUGAAAUUUCUUCAGUACAGUCAAAAAUUAAUAGUCUAGAAAAUGCAAUCUUAAUGAACUCAAGGUCAAAUACACCAAUCAAUUUAAAUCUAUCAACUCAAUGCAUGCCAGUUAUUAAAAGUAGACAUUCCGACGAUUUUUAUAGUACAGAUAUAUAUGGCGAUACAACAAUGGUUUUUAACCAUCGUGAUUUUAAAAAUAAUGAGAUCGAACAAAAGCCCCCAAAACUUCCACCCAAAAGAAACUUUUAUAAAAUCACAGAAGAUGUCAAUAAGGGUAUGUUAGAUAGAAGGAACUCAUCAAAUGACAUUCCAUAUCUCGAUGAACCAACUAGUAGCUUUGUGUGAUUCUUAAAACGACGUUGCUCUCGAUAUGACAAAAAAACUAAUUUCAGAUAAAAACAAAUUAAAAAUAUAUUCACAAAAAUUGAAAAUUUUGUGUGAAUAUGAAAGUGGUAUUAAUGUUUACAAAAUCUGAAAAGAAAUAAUAAAAACAAAAAUUCCUAAUUAUUUUAGACAUCA